AUGGAUGACGUCAAUAAUGCUCUAAAAUGGAUGAAAAUAAUUUUUUAUGGUACUGAAAUGCCUGUUAUAUGUGUACUCAACAAAAUUGAUGAAUACUUCAAUAAUGAAUUGCCGAAUUCGGAAGCUGAUGUAAAAAAACUCGAAGAAUACACUAGAAACGCUUUGAAGUUAGUAAAUAAAUACUUAGUUAUUCCAACUGUUAAAUGUAUUCCUGUAUCUGCUACGAAAAAGUAUGGCAUCGAUCAACUUCGACUGAGUAUUAAUGCUACAUCACCACUAAAUGCACAAAUUGUUGACAAAAAUCUUGAUUAUAUUAGUCAACAUCGACUAUCAAUUGCCAAUAAAAUUAUUGCUGCUUUUUCUACAGCUUCUGCAGCAGUUUCUUAUCUUCCCAUAGCCGAUACUAUUAUUGUAACUUUUUGGCAAGAAUGGAUGUAUCGAAUGUUGGCUUGUUUUUCAGCUGAUUCCAGUCGAACACUAAACUCGUUCAAAGCGAUGCACUGUAUUCGCCAAGGAACAAGUUUAGCGACUCGUACUAGUGCGCUUUUCGUUGGAGGUUUAUUUCAAUUAACUCCUGUUGGAUAUUCAAUUGGCUCAGGUAUUUGUGUAUUCGCAGGUGCAAUGUCAACAACUGCUCUUGGAUGGGAAUGUUUUUUUUAUAUUGUUGUCUAA
Molecule: messenger RNA, 672 nt
Organism: Rotaria sp. Silwood1
Lineage: Eukaryota; Metazoa; Rotifera; Eurotatoria; Philodinida; Philodinidae
Source: the annotation of a GenBank genome assembly